GACGCUUUGCAGAAGAAGUACACGGAGCUCUUACAAGACAUGAAGCGUACUGAGCGCGAUCAUCAGAAGGCCAAAAAGCGUGGUGAUCAGCUUCAGAAAGAGAAGGAUACGCAAAGAACUGAGCUGACAAGGGUCACCGCUAUGAAGGAUAAACUUGAGAAGAUUUCUCGAGAUUUCACCAAGGAGAACAAGCGACUUAAGGUACGCACGCAAAAUUAUUUUGCCGACCAACGUAUCGGGAGCUGACACUACGUGUAGGACGAGCUUCAAAACCUCAAGGCAGCAGAGUCUAGUGCCCGAGAGGAACUUCAUGACCGUCUUGAACGUAUGGUCACAGAUGUUGAAGAUUGCGUUACUGCUCAAAAUUUACCCGAGCAACAGCCUCCCAUCGACAUGGAAUUGGAUGAAUUAUUCCGUCAAAAGUUUAAGUCGUUCAUCGAUCAAUACGAAUUGCGCGAACUACAAUUCCACUCUCUCCUCAGGACCAAGGAACUCGAAAUACAAUAUCAAAUGGCACGCUUAGAGCAGCAACGAAAACAACAAGAGGUGGAGUCAUCCAAGUCCCAUCAGUUGACAAAACAGGUGUCGACCUUCUCUCAAACCGAAACUGAACUUCGCACUCAAUUGAAUAUUUAUGUGGAAAAGUUCAAGCAGGUGGAAGAAACAUUGAACAACUCCAAUGACCUGUUCUUGACAUUUCGAAAAGAGAUGGAGGAGAUGUCCAAGAAGACAAAGCGCCUCGAGAAAGAAAACCAGACACUCACCCGGAACAAGGAGAUUACCAACCGCAACAUAGGCGAGAUGGUUGAAGAACGUCAAAAGAUGCAGGACUCCUUAAGUCGCAAGGAUAAAGAACUCGAGGAUCAGCGGAAGAAGAUAGUAAGACUCGAAACGCUAUGUCGAGGUAUGCAGGCUCAGGGCCGUGGUCAAGUACCAAUGAGUGAACUGGAAGAAGAUGAGGAGGUGACAGAGAGCGAGUACGAUUAUGAAGAUGACGAUGAGGACGACGAUGAGGGUAGUGCGGAUUAUGAUGACGACACGGAGGAAGAUCUGGAGCCUGUACCAGAACGCCGACCUUUUGGGCCUGUUCCACCACCGCCUCCGCCACCUCAAAAUGUCCCAAACCGCCAAGUCAACGGACACAGGCAAACUAACGGUGUCAAACGUUAAAAAAUGCCUGGAGUAGCCAUAUCCUAUUCUUGCAUCCUUGAAGGACAACAGCAUUAGUUUUUCUGCAAUGCAUCUUUGCUUGACGGUCUUGUACUUUUAUGCCCAUAACAGUGUAUUCGGGAGGGUUUCAAGGCUGUUUUAAGGCUGUUUUCUGGCUACAGUAUACUCUUAAGCAGAACAUUAGGUAUAGGAGACAUCAUACUAGCAAGUGGACAGCCCGACGUGCCAACCCUCUGUACCCUGUUGGUUCUGAACCCUCAACUUGUGUAAUGAUGUAACCUGUGGAAUGGAAUUAGGAGAUGUAAGGCACUCUAGAGGGGAAUGAUUCCAGGUCUGGGCUCUUGCAUGCACAAACCCAUCAUCUUUAUCAAUUAUUUCGGAAC
Molecule: messenger RNA, 1553 nt
Organism: Aaosphaeria arxii CBS 175.79
Lineage: Eukaryota; Fungi; Ascomycota; Dothideomycetes; Pleosporales
Exons: 3
Coding region: 328-1170 (280 amino acids)
Molecular function (GO): syntaxin binding
Source: RefSeq, a predicted model, not a curated record